CAGAAACCCGAAGUCGAACUUUCUGUCGUCAUCCCUGCUUAUAAUGAAUCCAAACGCCUUCCCAAGAUGCUAGAAGAGACUCUUACGUAUCUAAUAAAGCGCAAAGACUCCCAACCAAAAUUUUCUUUUGAAAUAGUUAUUGUUGAUGAUGGCAGUACAGAUGAUACGUACCAGUAUUCAUCCGAUUUGGUUAGAGUUCUUAAACUCAAGCGAAACCGAGGCAAGGGUGCCGCUGUCCGAAUUGGUAUACUGUCAGGCAGAGGGAAAUAUCUAAUGUUUGCCGAUGCUGAUGGGGCUACGCGUUUUCAAGAUAUCGAAACUUUGGAAAGGGUAAUGACAUCAAUGAUUGUCUCGAAAAUGGCCGUUAUCUGUGGAUCUCGGGCACACCUACAGGAAAAGGCAACAGCCAAACGAAAUCCGCUGCGAAAUUUGCUCAUGCACGGUUUCCACUUUGCAGUUUGGCUUUUAUGUGUUCGUGGCAUCAAGGAUACGCAGUGCGGUUUUAAGCUAUUUAGUCGCCAGGCAGCACGCUUGCUCUUCUUUAAUCAACACGUUGAACGUUGGGCAUUUGACGUGGAACUGCUUUACCUGGCUCGACUUCUUUCUGUCGAUAUUUGUGAGGUCCCAGUAAACUGGCAUGAAGUUGACGGUUCCAAAAUAAUCCCUUUUUUCUCGUGGUUCCAGAUGGGAAAAGAUCUGCUUCUAAUACGCCUGCGUUAUGCCCUUGGCGCAUGGAAAGUAGAACAAUCUCAUCAUCUGGAAUAA
This is a messenger RNA of Mesocestoides corti, 765 nucleotides long. The record is from the annotation of a GenBank genome assembly. Lineage: Eukaryota; Metazoa; Platyhelminthes; Cestoda; Cyclophyllidea; Mesocestoididae.